GGAGAACGUGCUGAAGAACCUGGACGACAAAGCUUUUGACAAGCCCAUCUGCGAGGCUCUCUUAAACCAGAAGUUUUUCAAUGGAAUUGGGAAUUAUCUCCGCGCUGAGAUCCUGUACAGGUUGAAGAUCCCUCCCUUCGAAAAGGCUCGGACCGUGCUGGAGGCCCUGAAGGAGCAGGAGGAGAAUCCUUCCCUGACGCUGAGCAAGAAGCUGAAGCUGAAGCGGGAGAACCCGGAUCUCCUGGAGCUGUGCCACACUGUGCCCAUGGAGGUCAUCACGGCGGAGAAAAAACUCUUUGAACCAGGUGACUCGAAUAACUACACUGCUUUCAAGAACUGGCUGCGGUGUUACUUGGUGCCCGGCAUGAGCUCCCUGCGCGACCGCAACGGCAGGACCAUAUGGUUCCAGGGAGAGCCCGGCCCCAUGGCUCCCAAAGGGCAGACGUCCCGCAAGAAGCGCGCUCAGCUGAAGGCAGAUCCCGAGGCUCCGCCCCCCGAGGUCACCACGCGCACCUCGAAACGACGCCCCAGGGCUGCAGCAAAACCCCCGAAGCCGGUCACGGAGGAGGAGGAGGAGGAGGCGGCUCCAAGUGCAAAGCCGAGGAAGGGACGUUCCCGUGGGAGAAAAGCAACUGCUGCUCCAGACUCGUCUGAGCCUGAGCCGCCGGUCAAAGCCAAAAGAAGCCGCCGGACAACCGCACGCAGGGGCAGAGGUGGAGCCCCCGCCGUGUGA
This is a messenger RNA of Balearica regulorum gibbericeps (East African grey crowned-crane), 733 nucleotides long. The record is from RefSeq and is a predicted model, not a curated record. NCBI's taxonomy places the organism in Eukaryota, Metazoa, Chordata, Aves, Gruiformes, Gruidae.